Messenger RNA from Apis mellifera (honey bee), 3265 nucleotides. Its product is annotated as laccase. Gene Ontology annotation, cellular component: plasma membrane. The record is from RefSeq and is a predicted model, not a curated record. Gene Ontology annotation, molecular function: oxidoreductase activity; copper ion binding. Gene Ontology annotation, biological process: iron ion transport. NCBI's taxonomy places the organism in Eukaryota, Metazoa, Arthropoda, Insecta, Hymenoptera, Apidae. Bases 1208 to 3166 code for a protein of 652 amino acids. The transcript is spliced from 10 exons.
UUCUUACUUUUUUUUUUUUCCAUCCUUAAUAAUCUCAUCUCCAUUCUAGAUUUUUCCAAGACGGAGUUUGAAUCGAUCGAACUUAUAAGGAAGAAAUCUUGAGAUCUUUGAAAUUUUAGAAAUUUCUUCUAGAAAUUAGAUUAGAUUAUUAAUAAGGAUUGACCGGUGUAUCGAGUUUUAUAAGUUUCCUUCACGUUUGGACGCCAUUCACUCGAUACGAAUGGAUCGACUUUUCUGUAGUUUUUCCUGACGUUUUUCCAGACACGUGGAAAGGGUUGUUACGCAAGUUUAAUUACACGCAAGUUAAUCAGCGCACGAUUCACGCGAAUAUCAAAUUUUUUUUCUAUCGUUCCGUUCGAUCGUAAUUAUAUUCGUUACUUGAUGUUACUUGAAUAAUUUGUUGUUUAAAAACAGCUUUCAUUUAACUCGUUAUUAUAACUAAACUGAAUCUAAUAUUACGUAACAAUCAGUUUACACGUAGUAUGACAUAAAACUAUUAUCACAAAGAGUGAAAUUAAUUCGAGAAAUCAUAUUCGCCGCAGAAACACAGCUUCGACAACUCGUCAACAUUUACAUUUUUGAAGAGGAACAGGAAACGACGAUCGAUUUAGUAAUCGUCCAACAAAUUAAAACGUUUCAAAAUCAGAUAAAAAUUCUUGACGCAAGAAAUUCCAAGAAUUUCUCUAAUCUCCGCUCCCAUCUACUAAUGUAAGACAAAUCCUCAAAACUCUCGAAGAGUUACUCUCAAACGGAGGAAUUUUUUUAUUACAAAUUAUUGACAAAUUUCUUAAUUGCUUCGAAACUCGAGAGAAAGUUCCGAAAACCGAAUUCGAUCUCUUUUCGAAUUAUUUCUGAUAAAACGACAAAAAAAAAAAAAAAGAAGAGAGAAAAAUGGAGAAGGAAGGAAAAAUCGAUGACCAGUCUAGAAACAGCACGAGGUUGCACGUGAAAAAUAAAAAGGCAGAAAGAGAAAGGGAAAGGGAGAGGAAGAGAGAGGGCCAGUUCUGGCUAACGAAAAUUCUGGGCUGCUCAGUUGUUCACGAGAAAGUGUAACAGUGUUCACGAGUUCACGUGUUCAGAACUCGAAACAACAAUUGCUCAGAGGUCCAAGCAACUGUGGGUUGCUUCAGUGACUUUUUGAGUGGAAUAAUCGCGGGGGAGAAUGCAGUCACCUGCUGUUAUCGUUGCAUAACAAACCGGGUAGACGAUGAGAGCCUCGAAGAGCACGGACCUGGCGAUGAUGAUGGCUACCUAUGGCCUGCGAUUCCUCGUUGUCGUCUUCACGAUCGCGGCAGCUGCCACAUUUUUGCACGUGAAUAAUUACAGGCCCAAACAAAUAUUCCUCUCGUGCGACAGACCAUGCCAUCACCUGGACUGGCCCAUGAUUUGUCGAGUGAAACUCACUUUGGAAGUGUUCCAGUCACUCAGCAAAUCCUGCGGCGAUUGUCCGAGGAACGAGACCGCGUGUUUGGCCGACCAUUGCGUCUCGGCUGAUGGACAGAGACGCGGCAUACUGACCGCGAAUCGUCAGAUGCCUGGGCCCACUAUUCAGGUAUGCGAGAACGACAUCCUCGUGGUGGACGUGAUCAACAGGCUUCCAGGUAAAGCCGCGGCGAUACAUUGGCGGGGUCAGAGCCAGCUGGAGACACCGUACAUGGACGGAUCCCCUUUGGUCACUCAAUGCCCGAUACCGAGCUACACCACUUUCCAAUACAAAUUCCGCGCCUCCGCCGCUGGAACGCAUUUGUGGCACGCUCACGCUGGGGACGACGUCUCGAAUGGCAUAUUCGGGGCGUUGAUAGUGAAGCAAGCGGACAUAAGGGAUCCUCACAGGGCAUUGUACGACGUCGACGACUCGAGCCACGUGAUUCUGGUGAGCCAGUGGCAGCACUCGGGCGAGAUCACGUUCACGGACGGCCACGCGAAACCGGCCAUCCUUUUGGUGAACGGACGAGGACGGCAGCCGAACGGACCCAGGGUUCCUCUGACCAAGUUCACCGUGCUCCCUGGACGGCGUCACAGAUUCCGGUUGGCCAACGCCGGUGGCGCUGGAUCCUGCCCGAUAACUGUCCUCGUCGACGCUCACCCCCUCCUUCUGAUCGCCCUCGACGGCCAACCGGUCGAACCACGCCAAGUCGCAUCCAUCACUCUGGCCAAAGGGGAGAGAGCGGAUUUCGUUCUGAAGGCGAAUAAACGGAUAGCUUCGUACUGGAUCAACGUACACACGUCGAAGGAAUGCGGGGCAAGUUCCAUAAAUGGCGGCGCAAUAUUGAACUACAAGGGAAGUUCAACGGAGGACCCGUUGCCCGCGGCGGAAGCCGUGCAACAGCCGGAAGCCGAGGAAUCGAACGAUCGAAUCGCGAUGACGACAAAUCCAGCGGACAAAUGCGGGAAUCCGGAGAGCCUGUGCGUGAUGGAAGUGCACUCGUUGAGGAAGAUGCCAUCCGGGUUGGGGAAACCGAAAACGGACGUCACCGUUCGUUUGCCCAUUAAUUACAAGCUUCAAACGAACGACAUCGUAGGGAACGGGGUCGAGACGAGAAUUCUGAACGUGAACAACGCCACGUUCACGUAUCCAUCCUCACCCUUGUUGUCGCAGGGUGGAGACGUCUCGGGCGAGACUAUGUGCUAUUCCACCCCGGACGAGGACGACGCUCGCGUCGAGAACAACGAAACUGCAUCGCUGUCGUCGCGACGCUGCCGCCGUAGCGACGCUACCGCCUCCAACGUUUGCGAAUGCGUCCACGUGAGGUAUAUACCGCUCGGAGCUACGGUCGAGAUCAUUCUCCUCGAUCAAGGUGGCCUGGACGAUCUGGUGUACCAUCUGCACGGAUACACGUUCUACGUGGUUGGAGCCCGAAAAUUCGGGCGCAGCGUGUCCCUGCAAGAAUUGAAGAGCAUGGACGACAAGGGACAAUUGUUCUCUCGGAAUCUCGACUGCACGGUUGCCAAGGAUACCGUGGUCGUGCCGAAAUUUGGCGUGGUUGCUCUCAGAUUUAAAGCGAACAAUCCAGGUUAUUGGAUGUUGCGGGACGAGCACGCGGCCGAAUGGACGCGUGGAUUGGACGUGAUUCUCCAGGUCGGGGAAACGAGCGACAUGGUGCCGGCUCCGGAAGAUUUUCCCAAGUGCGGAUCCUUCGUCGGUCCCGAAUACUUUCUCAUAUAAUCUUAUGAAUCGCGUACACCGUGUACAUAGUUGUAAAUAAUAUACGGAUAGACUGAAAGUGUGUAGACUGGCAAAUAUAUUUCACACUUGUUUUCUUUC